Messenger RNA from Ictalurus furcatus (blue catfish), 6886 nucleotides. RefSeq lists its product as uncharacterized. The record is from RefSeq and is a predicted model, not a curated record. The transcript is spliced from 3 exons. Lineage: Eukaryota; Metazoa; Chordata; Actinopteri; Siluriformes; Ictaluridae. The coding region runs from base 3939 to 4925 and encodes 328 amino acids.
ACAUGAAGUUAUGUAGGAGCAGUGAUGAGAAUGAAAUGACUAAUGAGAUUAGAAAGACAUUAAUAAUGUUACUAUUAGCAGUAAAUUUGUGUACUUUAUUAUGAUAACUAUACUGCUAUGUACAUGAUAUAAUGUUAAUGUGUUAAUAUGUUUUAAAUGUGUUUGUGUGCUGUCCUUAUACCGUGUCCAGGUCAGUCUCCCCGGCGCGCGCACAGACAUAUAUAGUCAAAUCGGAGCAGCGAGCCAUAAGAUCUGUUAUGACGUCACGUUCAGAGUUCUAUAAGUUUCCUGAUGGUAUGCUUGACGGUUGUUCCCUUUAUGACGCCGCGAAUGUCGAGGUUUUUAAACGUUGUGGUAUCAGAGCUGGCCUCUGUAUUCAUUUGAGCAGGGUAGUAUUUAAUCAUUGGUCUAUCUAACCUUUUCAUGUGGUUAGUUUCUUUGUUUGUUCAUCUGUCGUGUUUAAGAAUGGACACUGAAAUAAUAUAUCCAGAUAUCUGUACAGCUGCUGUGUGACAAUGUAAACUUAAAAAACCCAACAUUUCCAUGUCUAGAGAAGAGGGUGCGUUCUUUAAAAAUUAAAUCAUAAUGAUGAUGCUGUUAAACAGUUCAGAAGCUCCGUGUAUUGUCCUUGAUACGUGAAAACUAGACAAUGCACAGUAAUAACGCUGAUGAGCUGCGUCAGUGUAAAAUAGCCCAAACCUGCCUUCUGUUUCAGGCGGCGUUGUGUUGGAUGGAGCUUGACUGCCCUCGUGUGUCCAAACUCGGGAACGGCAGUUUCCCAGAAGGGGUAUUCUGUUCCAAGUUUGUGGUAGUUAGCCAAGAAAUAUUACAUGAUUACUAUUACUCUCUCUCCCCUUUUUUAAACCCGUUCACGAUAAUUAUUGUAUACAUUACCUUUAUUUUUGUAAUCUUCUUCCCUAUUUGUGGAUAUUCUCGAGUGAAAUAGAUGAGGCCACGUAGGGAACACAUGAAGUUACCUAGGAGCAGAGUCUAAAAUAUCUUUUUGAGGGACCUCAAACUAUUAUCAUUUGCUAUACUAUUGAUCAUUACGUUAAGUACAUCUUAUUCGUAAAAAGUACUUAAUGAAGAUAAUAUACUUUAUAUUUUUUUAUGUAACCAUUCAAGUAUUUGUUGAAAUGCUUUUGUUACUGAUAAAUACAUGUACAUUUAAAUUGAUUUUGUUCUGUCUGUGAUUUUGUACAUCUGGAUGUUCAACUGGUCUCAGAUCAAGCAUCCUCCUCUGUACUGACUCCACUAUCCCCAGCUUCAUCCCAUUCAUCAGAUUCCACAAUUGCCCUGGAGUCCACAAGAAAGAGGAGGAACCCAACAGGGUUAAUGGACCAGAAUGAAGCAAGACAGAAAGUUGAUUGUGUUCUGAGGGCCAAUCCAAAGGGUGAGGAAAUCUUCAAGGAGUAUGAAAAGACCAAAACACUAACAGAUGGUGAACGUCCUGGUUGCAGACAUGUUAGAGCUACAUGGGUAAGAAUUGGAGGUCACUUCCCUCCCUUUGUCAUCACAACAGAUUCAUGUGGCGCAGCUAAAGAAUGCUAUUCUGUGUUGCUAUAAAAGGGGAAUUUAUCCUUUAACUUCUUGCAAAACAUACACGCUUGCAAAGUAAAUUGAUUUAUUUGAAAGGAUGAUUCCAUCGUCAAGACGAAUUAUGCACUGGGAAUUGUGACACUUUUUCCAUACCUCCAAGAUCCUUUCUCCAAACAUGGAUAUGUAAGUUCUGUCUGAAAACCCAAACCAGUGUGUUUUUAUAUUUUCUUCCCUUUUAUAGUUUUAAAGUUAAAAUGAUCUUGUUUUAGAUGAGUGUUUAUAGGUUGCUCAGCUUUGUAUUUUCCACUUGUUUUUGUAGUGUUAUAUAGUCAUUGUGUGAACUUACUGUGUUGAGUAAUUCAUUCUUGAAGCCAAGCACGAGAUGCCUCUCUUUGGGUCUUUUCUUAAACAGGAACACUACUAUGAUCCUGAGGGUAAUAGUGGCUUCAUUGCAUGGAGGAUCAAGACAGUUCAACGUAACACCUGUGCUGGCUCCCGGUGUCAUUCCAAGACUGUUCUUCAGGAUGGUCCAAAAACCAGACGAGAAUCUCUGUUAUUCUGUCAACAGCAAUUUGGUGAGGAGUGCAGGGAGGCGAUAUCUACGAUACGAUAUUCCACUGAUGAAUCUGUGGUCAAAGAGAAGAUGAGCGACUUUCCAGUAUCGGCAGAAGGUGGUCGGUGAGGAUGCACCAUCUUCAGUCCUGGAUUUGUUCCCUCGUUUCCUUGAUGUACCUGGAUUGGUAAGAAAAUCUUUAGCUUUGGAAAUAGUUUUGAAAAGGAAAUUUUCUCUGUAGUUAUUAAAUGAGUUCACUGGUACAGUAGAGAAAGGAGUUGUUCAAUGAUCACCGUAACACCAACAGGCCGGUCCAAACUGAGAAAUUCAACGUUCUAAUCUUUUAUAUCCCAAAUGUAUGCAUAAAUAACACAGCAGAUCUUAAUUUUUAGUAUUUGACCUUUUAUCCAUUUAUGUCCGUUAUGUUUAAACCUGUAUAAACCUUGUUUAUAGAUCGACCAGGAUUUCUCCAUGAUGUUUGGUGACGAAGUGUCUCAGAAGUUCCUGGCAAAGUGGUCAAUAUUCUUCAAGCCAAAAAUCAUUGCAGACUGCAAGACUCUUAAGAAUAUGGGCGAGCUGCUGUCAGGAACUGAACCUGAAUCUGAGGACUACAAUGGUCAGUAUAAACUGUUUUGUAUUUUAAAAAUGUUCCAGUCUUUAAAAAAAUAAUUAAAGAGAGAUCAUUUAAUUAUUUUGUGAUGUCUUUACGAUGGGACAGCGAUAUGUCCUCAAUCCUUUUGCAGCUGCAUCUGCUCCCUCUAACCUCAAGAGGCCAGAAAAAAAAUAUCCAAGAUCAGUUCAGCUCAAGCAACCAGCCAUCUUGUGAGAUAUCUUAAGGAAGGAGCCAGUGUGACUACCUUCAUUGAGAGUGCUGACACAAGACAACCAUUCCUCCUCUGCAUCAGUGAGCGAAAGAAGGAUAUCCCAAAGUUCUACGUUAUUAUCGACCAAAAGGCGAUCCCAUGUAAGGCACACACAUCAGUGGCAGCUUUUGAUGAACUGUUCAAAGUUCACUAUGUCUUCAGUUUCUCAUAUGAUGAAGCUCUUUGUAAUUUCUACACAUUUAUCCAAACCACUAUCUAUAACAUCGAUGUCGGAAGAGCAAAGGAGAGCCCGCGUGUUAAAGAUCUUCGAGCAUGAUUGCUGCAGUGAGAUUAACAGCCUUGAAGAUGUUCACAUGUUUUGUAUGUAAAGCACACCUCAGAACUUGUUUGGUUCUUUGUCAACAUUUAAAAUUUCAACAUGGUUUAUAUCUUAGCAAAAAGUUACAUUUAAAAUGUGGAGAGCCAGGUCGCCCGUUAUCAUUUUGUACUUAUAGUGGCUUCCGAAAACACCUCAGCAAGGUACAUAGUCACACUAUGGAUCAAGAGAUUGAUACUAAUCAGGAUCUUUCCACUCAGGGAGAAUAUGAGGCGGAAUGUUCAAAUGAUCGCCCAAAUUCUGUUGCCACUUUACAUACUUCACAAAGUUCUGUUGUUACAACUCAGCUAUCUUCAGUGUGUGGAUCAAUUGUUGCUCAUUUGCAAGCAUCAGGUCUUUCUGAAAGUGCUGUCCAAACAAUUGUUUGUUCAAUGGAAGAAGUUGUUAAUGAUGUUAAAAUCCAAGCAUGAGAUGCAGUUCUUAAAACUGAUACUCCUGAAAGUACAAGUUCAGACACUUGUAGAAGAACUGAACACUGUUUUGAUCAAUUAAGUAAUCCUUUUUCAGCAUUAAACACUGAGUCAAGGAGACAUAAAUAUUAUGAUGAGAAAUGGGAAAUAGUUGAACCUAAAGAAUGUGUUCUUGGGGUGAGAAUGGAUUUGCGCAGAGAUAGAACUACAGGCAGGUUCCCGUAACGGACAAGUGCAUGUAUGUACCCAUUCUGGGUACACUGAAAUCAAUAUUCAAAAACAGUCCAGUUAGAGAGAGUUUUUUACAGGACAAACAGAGUGGAAUUGGAGUUAACAAAGACAUUAAUGAUGGGUCGUAUUUCCAAAACCAUGCACUGUUCUCGCAGCAAAAGCACGCUUUACAGAUUCUACUCUAUUACAACGAUUUUGAAACUGCUAACCCUCUAGGUUCCAAGAGGGGGAUCCACAAACUUGGUUGUAUCUAUUUUACUCUAAAAAAAAAAAAUCUUCCACCCAAGUGUAACUCUGUACUAAUUAAUGUACAUCUUGCAGCUCUAUUCUACAUGGAAGAUCUUAAGACAUAUGGUUUUGAUGUGAUACCAAAGCCCCUUAUUGAUGACCUGAAAAUCUUAGAAACCGAAGGCAUACAGCUUCCUUGUUUUGAACAACCUUUGUUUGGCUCAGUAAUUCAAGUAACAGGAGAUAAUUUGGCUUUAAAUGGCUUACUGGCAUUUGUGGAAUAUUUCAGUGCAACUAAUUUCCAUAGGUUCUGUUUAAUUAGUAAGGAAGAAGUUCAAUCUAUAUUUACUGAAGAUCAUUCUGGGUUAAUUUUCCAUUCCAAAGAGGUUCAUACUGAACAUUGUAAGGCACUAAAUGAAAAUCCUGAACUGCGGUCAAUAUAUGGUGUCAAAAAGUCAUGUGUGCAUAAUUCAUUACAGUAUUUCCAUUGUACUGAUAACUAUGCUGUUGUCAUCAUUCAUGAUCUGCUAGAGGGUGUGGUACAGUAUGAACUUAAACUGUUUUUUGAGUACCUUGUUAAACAGGACUAUGUCUCUUUGAACACAUUGUCAAAUAGGAUACAGAGCUUUAAUUAUGGUUACACAGACUGUAAAAACAAACCAAGUGGGUUAAAAAUGGAUGAUAAGGGCAAACACCUGGGUUUGAAUGCCAUACAGUUAUGGUGUCUUCUGCACAACACUCCACUGAUAUUUGGUGGUCAUUGAAAGGAAUAACAAUCACUGGAACUUUCUCCUGCUUUCGAUACAGAUUGUCAAUAUAGUGUUCUCCUACACCAUAACUGAUGGGAUGAUAUGUUACUUAAAACAUCUGAUCUGUGAUCACCAUACUCUAUUCAAAGAAUUGUUUCCUGACAAGAGGUCGAUUCCCAAGCACCACUUGAUGAUGCACUAUCUGAGAUGCAUAAAAAAAUUGGCCCUCUUAUCCAUAUGUGGUGAAUGCGAUUUGAAGCUAAGCACCAUAUUUUCAAAAGAUGUGGCAAAAAUUUCAAGAAUCUCAUUAAAUCAUUAGUAAAGCAACAUCGUCAAUUGAUAUUUAACUGUGAAAAUGAUUGUUUUAGAAGGUUUUAAUUGUUUUUAAUUUGGCCCUACAUCAAAAACCAUCUGUAACUUGCAAGGUGGGGAAGAACUCAGUCAGACAUUAUAUUUAGAAGCCUGUUUGAGUGUUACAAGUACAAAGUGGGUCAGACAUUAUGGUACUGAGUAUCAGGUUGGUUUGUUCAUAUGCACUGGAUGUACCUAUGAUCUCCCUGUGUUCAAAAAGGUCUGUGAGAUAAUAAUAUAUGAAGAGUGUUUUUACAUUACAGGAAAUUAUGAAAGCACUAUGUUCUAUGAUGACCACUUCAAUGCAUACUCUAUGGAAGAUAACCAAAUGGAUGAGUUUUCUGUCAUCUCUGUGAACGAACUGACACAUUUUUGACCAGCCAUUUGACCAGCAGUGGCCAUUUGACCAGCAGUGCUCUAAUGAGAUUAAUCAAAGAGAGUACAUAGUGCCCAAUUGUUAUAUUUAGAAAGACUUGACAUGAGGGGUCAGUAAUGUUAACGCCCUUGAAAAAAUAAAACCAUUAUAAAGCAAUCAACUUGUUUUUUUUUUCUUUAUUUGCCUUUUAGAUUUGUAAUCAUUUAAAUGUAAUUUUAAUUGUGCAGUAGCAUAUUAACACUUUAUAGUGUUAGAGGCAACUCAUUUAAUAGUAUGCAAUUACCACUAUGAGAUUUAAUGAAUUACUCCUAUGAGAAUUAAUUUCUAACACUACCCACUGGUGUUGAGAAACUAACACUUGAGUAGUGUUCAGUUGCAACUAUACAAAGAGUUGAUGUGAACUCUAUUAAAGUGUUAAAAUCCCAAUGUGGAGUGUGGACCCCUCCAGACACUUUAAAAGUGUUUACAUUAAAUCCAAUAGAGUUGAUUUCUUUCUGUGGAUUUUGCUGUGUAUGUAAAUUAAUAUGUUCCGUAGGUGGCCUCAUCUAUUUCACUCGAGAAGAUCCAGAACUAGGGAAGAAGAUUACAGUGUUAAUAUUAUAUUAGAAAAGAAUGUGUGUACUUUAUGAUGUUGAUGAAUAUACUGCUAUGUACAUGAUAAAAUGUGAAUGUAUUAUUAUUGUUUAAACUAUGUUGGCGUGCGCACACACACAGACAGACAGACAAAUAUAGUGAAAUCAGAGCAGCCAGCCAUAAGAUCCGUUAUGACAUCACGGUCAGAGUUCUAGAACUAACCUGAUGGUAUGUUUGACGGUUGUUCUCUUUAUGACGCCGGGAAUCUCGAGGUUUUUAAACGCUGUGGUGUCUGAGCAGGCCUAUAUUCAUUUGAACGGAGUUAUAUUUAAAUCUUUGGUCUAUCUAACCUUUUCCUUUUGUUUGUUUAUCUAACAUGUUUAAGAAUGGACAUUGAACUAAUGUCUCCAGAUACAUGUACAGCUGUUUUGUGACAAUGUAAAUUUGUACAUGGAAAGGUUUUUUUUUUUUUAUGUCAAGUGAUGAAGGUAUGUUCUUUAAAAACGAGAUGAUGACGAUGAUGAUAAUAAUAAUAAUAAUAAUAAUAAUAAUAAUAAGCUACUGUUAAAUAGUUCAGAAGCUCCGUGUAUCGUCCUUGAUAUGUGAAAAUGAUACAAUUUAUAGUAAUAACGCUAAUGAGCUGUAUCUGUGUACACUAGCCCAAAUCUACCUUCUG